UAUUGGCAUAUAAAGUUUAAGAAGUUUUUAUAUAUUCAACUUUUAAAGAUUUGAAGCUUGAUGCGUGCUGUAAUCCAACGUGUUAGGGCCGCCAAAGUCACGGUUCUGGAUGACCUGGUAUCUAAUAUUGGACCUGGACUCUGUGUGCUUGUGGGCAUCAAGUCCAGCGAUACGCUAACAGAUGUAGAAUAUCUCGUGCGUAAGAUUCUCGCACUGCGGCUGUUCGAGAAUGAAGGAAAACGUUGGCAAAUGUCUGUCAAGGACUUACAGCUGGAAGUUCUGUGUGUAUCCCAAUUCACAUUAUAUCAUCUAUUGAAGGGCAACAAACCAGACUUCUCUGCGGCCAUGAAAGGAGAUGAUGCAGAGCAGCUCUAUAAUCAUUUUUUGAAUCGACUGCGUCAGUCAUACGAUUCCAGCAAAAUCCAAGAUGGAAAGUUUGGUGCUUAUAUGCAAGUACACAUAGAGAAUGAUGGCCCCGUUACCAUUGAAUUGGAGUCACCACAACCGAAGCAGUCCGAAGAAUGUGUAGAUAAAUAGAAAUGGUAGUUGUUA
Messenger RNA from Drosophila hydei, 552 nucleotides. It is a transcript of the gene Dtd, whose product is annotated as D-aminoacyl-tRNA deacylase. Gene Ontology annotation, cellular component: cytoplasm. The record is from RefSeq and is a predicted model, not a curated record. Gene Ontology annotation, biological process: tRNA metabolic process. Lineage: Eukaryota; Metazoa; Arthropoda; Insecta; Diptera; Drosophilidae. The coding region runs from base 61 to 537 and encodes 158 amino acids. The transcript has 4 exons. Gene Ontology annotation, molecular function: D-tyrosyl-tRNA(Tyr) deacylase activity.